This is a messenger RNA of Medioppia subpectinata, 489 nucleotides long. The record is from the annotation of a GenBank genome assembly. Lineage: Eukaryota; Metazoa; Arthropoda; Arachnida; Sarcoptiformes; Oppiidae.
AUGACGAGUACAUUUUUAAUAAAUUACGCCCACGCUCAAACGUGCAAUGCAAAAACGUUGCGCAAAGUGGACUUGAGUGUAGCCCGUAUUAUUACCAUCGGUAAUUCUGGCCGCCAAUUCCCCGAACAAAAAGGGACCGAGUUGAAAAAGUAUUGCUCCCAAAACGCCGCUUAUUUAAAAGAGAUUGAACGAUAUAAAGGCAAGUGUAUGAAAGGAUUGAGCAAACAAAUUGCAUCGAUAUUAAUCUAUUCGAUAAAGAACUCAAUCGCACAGCUAUGCAAUAAGGAUUCAAAAAAUGAAUAUUACCGUAUUUUCCCGUGCAUAAUCACCAAGACCAAACGCAUACCGGUUUGCACCGAACAACACGUGGACACAGCUAUGAAUUUUGUGCGCUCGAUGUUAGGCAACGCCAUUGACUUAUUAUGCAGUGAAUACAGUGAAGGAAGCGAUAAGUGCGAUACGUUGGGUCGACCACCCCUGAACACAUAA